AUGGCUGAAAUUAUUCAAACUAACAGUAAAUCAUUUCAUCAUCCUUUACUCUCACCUAUUAAAUCAGCUUUCACAUUAGAGUGUGAAAUUCUCCAUCAUCUUCUACAAGCUCAGUUGUUAUUAUGUGAUUGGCAAUUUCUAGCUUCCUUGAUACAACUACAACAAGCUAACACUAGACUACAGAGCUGGGCCACACUCGCUGUUUUACACGACUUAGAAAAGAUUAAAAAAUCGUCGAAGAGUAACCAGAAAAAUAGUUCUAUACCAGCUUUGUUUCUAUGGUUACAGAGAUUUAAAGGUCUGCUAGUAUCUAAGUUUAGUUUAUAUUUUUACGAGAUAUUAUCCAGACAGACUCAAGGUGAUAUUAAAAUGUUUACAGCUAAAGCAACAGAAGAUUUCGUAGGCAGGUUACAAGCGUUUCAGAAGAAAUAUGAUUCUACCAAUAUCUAUAUGAUACUAGACACGAACGGACAAAGAGAGAUUUAUAAAGGCCCAGGGUAUCAUCAUCCUGAUAAAUAUAUUGAGGUUCCUAAAGGAAAAGAUACCUAUCCUUUCAUUUUAUCUCUACCUCAGGAGAAACCAGCUGAGAAUAUCCAUGCUGGUAUUUUAAUGAUGUUGAAUGAUAGAGAUAUGAGUGAACAGGUUUCAAACGGACAAGAGAAAGUUAAAUGUGUAUACGAUAAGUCCAAUCAGAGAACGUUUUACAUCUGUCGUUUGGAGCAUCGAAUCUCCAUGGUGAUUUUAUUUGAUACCAAAAAAUCUGUUCGAGAUUCAAACGUUAAUAAUUUUCUAUUGGAUUUGAGUUCUCAACUAAAAUGUCAUAAAGUUAUAGCCAGUUUAAAACCUGGAGUUAAAACUUAA
This is a messenger RNA of Lottia gigantea (owl limpet), 861 nucleotides long. RefSeq lists its product as hypothetical. The transcript has 7 exons. Lineage: Eukaryota; Metazoa; Mollusca; Gastropoda; Lottiidae. Gene Ontology annotation, biological process: negative regulation of TORC1 signaling; cellular response to glucose starvation; protein localization to lysosome. The record is from RefSeq and is a predicted model, not a curated record. Bases 1 to 861 code for a protein of 286 amino acids. Gene Ontology annotation, cellular component: KICSTOR complex.